Messenger RNA from Triticum turgidum subsp. durum (durum wheat), 1746 nucleotides. NCBI's taxonomy places the organism in Eukaryota, Viridiplantae, Streptophyta, Magnoliopsida, Poales, Poaceae. The record is from the annotation of a GenBank genome assembly.
AUGGCUGCGGUUUGGAGCGGCUGCAGCACAAGCUGCGGUUCCUUCAGCCAGGAGCUGCCUCGCCGUAGCGUGAAGGGCGGCCAGGGCACGAGAGUCCGUCCAGCGACCGGCGGCCGGAGCAGAGGUGACGCCCGUCCGGUAAGCGGCGGCACGGUGACGGCGAGAGGGGCGUGUGUUUGCAGAGCGGCCCCGUGCGUCCUCGAAUCUGAUGUCACCGGCAAGGAAGAGGCCGGCCUGGGGAUCCGGGGCGUGGAGGACGAGCGACCUGGUGCUGCUGGUUUCGAUUACCACCAGAGGCACGGGCUCCGGCGGCGUCCGGCGAGGCCGGCUGCCGUGGAGAAGGACCCUGUGGGCGCGAGAAGCGUGCCAUCAGCGUCAGCUUCAGAGCCGGCGGAUAAAUUCGAGCAUGAGGGAUCAAGGCUGCACUUCCUAGAAGAGAGGAACGAGGAACUGCUGUCCAGAAGGCUGAUGAAGCUGAGCCAAUCCAACAAGGUCAGGAGUGCCAUAGAGCUGUUUGAUUCAAUGCUUGCGUCAGGCCUUCAGCCCAACGCGCACGCCUGUAACUCCCUUUUGGCCAGUUUUGUCCGCAGAGGUUCCUCCGUGGACGCGAUGAAGAUGUAUGAGUUCAUGAAGGGGAAAGGGUUGGCAACUGGCCAUACAUACACCUUGAUACUCAAGGCUGUUGCCAGGACCGAGGGCUAUAUCUCUGCCUUGCAAAUGUUCAGUGAGAUUGAAGAGUGCAAUGAAUCGAGGGAAACCCUUGAUGUGAUUGUUUACAACACUAUGAUAUCUGCGUGCGGAAGAGCGAAAGACUGGAGGCAAGUGGAGAAACUGUGGGGAAGGCUAGCGGAGAACUCUUUGAGUGGAACCUUGAUGACUUACGAUCUGUUGGUUAGCACAUUUGUGCAAUGUGGACAGUCUGAGUUAGCAAUUGCUGCUUAUGAGGAAAUGCUCCGCGGGGGGCUUGAUCCAAGUGAAGACAUAAUGAAGGCCAUCAUUGCCUCGUGCACCAAAGAAGGGAGGUGGGAGUUUGCGCUGGCCACAUUUAGGAGAAUGUUGAGUGCUGGCAUGAAGCCCAAUAUCAUUGUGUUUAAUUCGGUUAUCAACUCACUUGGGAAAGCUGGUGAAGACGAGCUCGCCUUUAGGAUGUACCAUCUUCUAACAUCUUCAGGACUUGAGCCUGAUCAAUAUACAUGGAGCGCAUUGCUGUCAGCACUGUAUAGGUCUGGUCGAUGCUGGGACGCCCUAGAGCUUUUCCAAGGAAUUAAAUCCAAGAAUCCGUCUGUCUUAAACAGUCAUCUCUACAACAUAGCUUUGAUGUCUUGUGAAAGACUUGGUCAGUGGGAGCAUGCUUUGCAAUUGCUGUGGAUGAUGGAAAAAAGCGGACUGCAAAUUUCAGCGGUCUCUUACAAUCACGUGAUACGUGCUUGUGAGGUUGCUUGUGAGCCAAAAGUCGCUCUGAAAGUGUACCGGCGUAUGACUCAUGAGAGGUGCUCACCGGACACAUUCACGCAUUUAUCUGUUAUAAGAGCUUGCAUUUGGGGAUCUCUUUGGGACGAAGUAGAGGAUAUACUGGAGGAGGUCGCUCCAGAUUCUUCGAUCUACAACACGGUCAUACACGGGCUUUGUUUGCGUGGCAAGAUCAGAUUAGCCAGGAGGGUGUACACAAAAAUGCGGAGCAUUGGGCUAACACCAGAUGGCAAGACAAGGUCGUUCAUGCUGCAACACAUCGCGUCAGCAGAGUAG